AUGUCAUCCAACGCUCUUCGCACGCCUGGCACUAUUGACAGCAUCCCGCCAGAAGUACUGGACAACAUACUUGAGGGAGCGAUCCCUUAUCACGGCACCCCCCUGCGUCUUAGCCACGUCUGCAGGCUCUGGUACAGACGCUGCCAACACGCCACUCUAUGGACGACUAUAACCUGUAGUCAAUCCAUCGACUUGGCGAACGCAGCAAUCCUCCGGUCCGGAACAGAGUCGCUCGACAUUUCGCUAUCUUACUUCCCUCGCCACAACUACGUUCCCGAACGCGUACGCCAUACAGUGUGGCUCGUCACGAGGCACAUCCAUCGCAUCAGGAGCAUCGAAUGUUACGCAGAGAAGGAGGUUCUAGAGGCAUCCUGCCAGGGCAUGGGAUUCGCUACGCACGACGUCCUUGCGCCCAGACUGCGCGUUCUUGACAUCCAGUCUGGCGCGGACAACGCCUUCUUCCACCUGCUGCGUUCUGUACGCGCACCCGCUCUCGUAAACGGCACCGCCUUCGCCUCAAGGGCCUUCGCGCACGGACUCCUUAACUCGUGGAGAGGUCAAUACCUUCAGACCCUCUACCUCGAAGACGUCGAGGGGGUAUCGGUCGAGCACCUGCACGAAUGCCUGAGCGCCUGCCCCGACCUACGGGACCUAUUCGUGACAUAUGGUAGGCUCCCGCCAGCUCCCGCAAGUCAGCCCCAGCGGAUUUCACUCGUCACUCUACCCAAACUCACCUACCUCACCGUGGUGAUGAAUUACAACCACUUGGUUCGCUUCCUCGACGGUCUCGACGUCGCAGCGUUGGUGAAGACCGACAUCGUGCCGGACUGCAACCAGGGAGACGAGGAGAGUCGCACGUUGCACCCUCAUGAUGAGCGCGUGAAGCGUCUCAUCUCUUGCAUUGUACAGUUCGUCAGCCCCCUCCUGCACCGCCGCCAUUGCCGCCGCGUCGAGUUUCGCGACAGCUUGACGUUCUACGGAGACGAGUUCGAUGACAUGCACGAGUGGCUCUGCCCCGAGGACAUGAUCGCGACGAUCGGGUUCCCCAGUCUUGGUGACCGACAAUCCGGUGUACUCGACUUUGCACGAGAGGUUGCAUUUGGUGUCGUCGCGAACCAUUCGACUCUGGAAUCGCUAAACGUCGUUGUCCCGACCUUUCGCUACGACAAGGGCUGGACCACGGACCGUCACCUUCCCAUCAACCUAUCUCGGGCCGCCUUCGCACAGAUAGAGAGUGCCGUCGUUGCCGCUCUUUUCACGCCAGAAGUGUGGUCGGACGCCAGUGGCGGACUUUUACCAAUGCUGCGUGACAUCCGUAUUCGCUGCAUCUCAGACGCUCUGCAACCGGUCGCUGUACGUUCGAUUGCCAGGUGCCUCGAGAUCUUUCAGGCUAAAGCCGGACACGACAUCAACGUGGAGCUCGUGUGCCACCAGUUGGAAGGCUUUGUCGUGGCUUUAAACGACUCUGGAGAGCAGCCGUGGACAAACCCAAAUGUGGGCCCCCCAGCGAAUAUGGAUGGCCGCGUGUCCGACUUCCCUCCACCCAAAGCUUCCGAUCUGGCUGUCACUGUCGUCCAGGCCCUGCGACGUCCUGCUAUCAAAGUCCGAGUCAAGUACGUGUGGCGCCAGGCAUGGGAAGAAGUCUGA
Peniophora sp. CBMAI 1063 is the source of this 1647-nucleotide messenger RNA. The record is from the annotation of a GenBank genome assembly. NCBI's taxonomy places the organism in Eukaryota, Fungi, Basidiomycota, Agaricomycetes, Russulales, Peniophoraceae.